This is a messenger RNA of Sceloporus undulatus (fence lizard), 6945 nucleotides long. RefSeq names its product RNA polymerase II subunit A (gene POLR2A). NCBI's taxonomy places the organism in Eukaryota, Metazoa, Chordata, Lepidosauria, Squamata, Phrynosomatidae. Gene Ontology annotation, biological process: transcription by RNA polymerase II. Gene Ontology annotation, molecular function: DNA binding. The record is from RefSeq and is a predicted model, not a curated record. Gene Ontology annotation, cellular component: RNA polymerase II, core complex. The transcript is spliced from 29 exons. Bases 74 to 5983 code for a protein of 1969 amino acids.
CCUGAGUGGCGUCCGUCUGAGGCAGAGCUGCGCCUGCGCUGUCGUCUUCGUCGUCACGUGACCGGCCGCAGCCAUGCACGGGGGCGCGCCUUCCGGGGACAGCGCGUGCCCGCUGCGCACACACAAGAGAGUCCAGUUUGGCAUCCUCAGCCCAGACGAAAUGAAACGGAUGUCCGUGACGGAAGGAGGGAUCAAGUACCCUGAAACCACAGAAGCGGGCCGCCCCAAGUUGGGGGGCUUAAUGGACCCUCGGCAGGGUGUCAUUGAGAGGACCGGACGGUGCCAGACCUGUGCAGGCAACAUGACAGAAUGUCCUGGCCACUUUGGACACAUUGAGCUGGCCAAGCCCGUCUUCCACGUCGGCUUCUUGGGCAAGACAAUGAAAGUCCUCCGCUGCGUUUGCUUCUUCUGCUCCAAACUGCUGGUUGACUCUAACAAUCCAAAGAUUAAAGAUAUCCUGGCCAAAUCCAAAGGACAACCGAAGAAACGCUUGACUCACGUCUAUGACCUUUGCAAAGGCAAAAACAUCUGUGAAGGGGGAGAAGAGAUGGACAACAAGUUUGGUGUGGAGCAAUCAGAGGGCGAUGAGGACAUCACAAAGGAAAAGGGCCAUGGCGGCUGUGGGCGCUACCAGCCUAGGAUCCGGCGCUCGGGCCUUGAGCUUUAUGCCGAAUGGAAGCACGUCAAUGAGGACUCACAGGAGAAGAAGAUCCUCCUGAGCCCGGAGCGGGUGCAUGAGAUAUUCAAGCGCAUCUCAGACGAGGAAUGCUUCAUCCUUGGCAUGGACCCCAAAUACGCCCGGCCUGAAUGGAUGAUAUGCACGGUGCUUCCUGUCCCACCGCUUUCUGUCAGGCCUGCUGUGGUCAUGCAGGGCUCUGCCCGGAAUCAGGAUGACUUGACUCACAAACUGGCCGACAUUGUGAAGAUCAACAACCAACUCCGGAGGAAUGAACAGAAUGGGGCAGCUGCCCACGUCAUUGCCGAAGACGUCAAACUGCUGCAGUUUCAUGUGGCCACCAUGGUGGACAACGAGCUCCCUGGGCUGCCCCGUGCUAUGCAAAAAUCGGGACGGCCUCUGAAGUCUCUGAAGCAGAGGCUGAAGGGGAAAGAGGGGCGUGUGCGAGGGAACCUGAUGGGAAAGCGAGUGGAUUUCUCUGCCCGGACAGUCAUCACGCCAGAUCCCAACCUCUCCAUUGACCAAGUGGGAGUGCCCCGCUCCAUUGCUGCCAACAUGACCUUUGCUGAGAUAGUAACACCCUUCAACAUUGACAGGCUCCAGGAGUUGGUCCGCAGAGGCAACAGCCAGUAUCCUGGAGCCAAGUACAUUAUCCGGGACAAUGGUGACAGGAUUGACCUCCGUUUUCACCCUAAGCCCAGCGACCUGCACCUGCAGAUCGGCUACAAGGUAGAGCGACACAUGUGUGACGGAGAUAUUGUCAUUUUCAACCGUCAACCAACGUUGCACAAGAUGUCCAUGAUGGGGCACAGGGUCCGGAUUCUGCCAUGGUCAACUUUCCGCCUCAAUCUCAGUGUGACUACUCCCUACAACGCUGACUUUGACGGUGAUGAAAUGAACCUGCACCUCCCCCAGUCCCUCGAGACACGGGCAGAAAUCCAGGAACUGGCCAUGGUGCCCCGUAUGAUUGUCACGCCCCAGUCCAACAGACCCGUCAUGGGGAUCGUGCAGGACACUCUCACAGCUGUCCGCAAGUUCACUAAGAGAGAUGUCUUCCUGGAAAGGGGUGAAGUGAUGAAUCUCCUAAUGUUCCUGUCUACCUGGGAUGGCAAAGUACCACAGCCAGCCAUUCUCAAACCGCGCCCACUCUGGACUGGAAAGCAGAUCUUCUCCCUCAUCAUACCUGGUCACAUCAACUGCAUCCGGACACAUAGCACCCACCCAGAUGAUGAGGACAGUGGUCCCUACAAACACAUCUCCCCUGGAGACACUAAGGUGAUUGUUGAAAAUGGCGAGUUGAUCAUGGGCAUCCUGUGCAAGAAGUCUUUGGGUACUUCUGCUGGCUCCCUAGUCCACAUCUCCUACCUGGAGAUGGGCCAUGACGUCACACGCCUCUUCUACAGCAAUAUCCAGACUGUCAUCAACAACUGGCUCCUGAUUGAAGGUCACACAAUUGGUAUUGGGGACUCCAUUGCUGAUGCCAAGACCUACCAGGACAUUCAGAACACCAUCAAGAAGGCCAAACAAGAUGUGAUAGAGGUCAUUGAGAAGGCCCACAACAAUGAGCUGGAGCCCACCCCUGGCAACACGCUGCGACAGACCUUUGAAAACCAAGUCAACAGGAUUCUGAAUGAUGCCCGAGACAAGACCGGUUCUUCAGCCCAGAAGUCCCUCUCAGAGUACAACAACUUCAAGUCCAUGGUGGUGUCAGGAGCAAAAGGCUCCAAGAUUAACAUCUCACAAGUCAUUGCUGUGGUGGGACAGCAGAACGUUGAAGGGAAACGUAUCCCAUUUGGCUUCAAGCAUCGUACACUGCCUCACUUCAUCAAGGAUGACUAUGGUCCUGAAAGCAGAGGCUUUGUAGAGAACUCGUACCUGGCUGGCCUGACCCCGACAGAGUUCUUCUUCCACGCCAUGGGAGGCAGAGAGGGAUUGAUUGACACAGCUGUCAAAACCGCAGAAACUGGUUACAUCCAGCGUCGACUGAUCAAAUCUAUGGAGUCAGUGAUGGUGAAGUACGAUGCCACAGUGCGCAAUUCCAUCAACCAGGUGGUGCAGCUGCGUUAUGGUGAAGAUGGUCUAGCAGGGGAGAGUGUGGAGUUCCAGAAUCUGGCCACCCUCAAGCCUUCCAACAAGGCAUUUGAAAAGAAGUUCAAAUUUGACUACACAAAUGAGCGGGCGCUACGGCGCACCCUGCAGGAAGAGAUGGUGAAGGACAUCCUCAGCAAUGCCCACAUCCAGAAUGAAUUGGAGAGAGAGUUUGAGAAGAUGAAGGAGGACCGGGAGGUGCUGAGGGUCAUCUUCCCCACAGGGGACAGCAAGGUGGUUCUUCCCUGCAACUUGCUACGUAUGAUCUGGAAUGCUCAGAAAAUUUUCCACAUCAACACCCGCCUGCCCUCUGACUUGCAUCCCAUCAAAGUGGUGGAGGGUGUGAAGGAAUUGAGCAAGAAGCUGGUGAUUGUGAAUGGUGAUGAUCCCCUGAGCAAACAGGCCCAGGAGAAUGCCACCCUCCUCUUCAACAUACACUUGCGCUCUACACUCUGCAGCCGGCGCAUGAUUGAAGAGUUCCGUCUAAGUGGGGAAGCUUUUGACUGGCUGCUAGGCGAGAUUGAAUCUAAAUUCAACCAGGCCAUUGCUCAUCCUGGUGAGAUGGUGGGGGCCCUGGCUGCCCAGUCCCUGGGUGAGCCUGCCACUCAGAUGACCCUGAACACCUUCCACUAUGCCGGUGUGUCAGCGAAGAACGUAACGCUGGGUGUGCCUCGACUGAAAGAGCUGAUCAAUAUCUCAAAGAAACCCAAGACCCCCUCACUGACAGUUUUCCUGCUGGGCCAGUCUGCGCGUGAUGCUGAGAGAGCCAAGGACAUCCUUUGCCGCUUGGAGCAUACGACCCUGCGAAAGGUGACAGCCAACACUGCCAUCUACUAUGAUCCCAACCCACAAAAUACUGUGGUGGCCGAGGACCAGGAGUGGGUGAAUGUUUACUAUGAGAUGCCUGACUUCGAUGUCACCCGCAUCUCGCCUUGGCUGCUUCGGGUGGAGCUGGACCGCAAGCACAUGACUGACCGCAAGCUUACCAUGGAGCAGAUUGCAGAGAAGAUCAAUGCUGGUUUUGGGGAUGACCUGAACUGCAUCUUCAAUGAUGACAAUGCUGAGAAGCUGGUGCUGCGGAUCCGCAUCAUGAACAGUGAUGAGAACAAAAUGCAAGAGGAGGAAGAGGUGGUGGACAAAAUGGAUGAUGACGUCUUCCUGCGUUGUAUUGAAUCUAACAUGCUGACUGAUAUGACUCUUCAAGGCAUCGAGCAGAUCAGCAAGGUAUACAUGCACCUGCCCCAGACAGACAACAAGAAGAAAAUCAUCAUUACUGAAGAUGGGGAAUUCAAGGCCCUGCAGGAGUGGAUCCUAGAGACAGAUGGCGUGAGCCUCAUGCGAGUGCUGAGCGAGAAGGAUGUGGACCCUGUCCGCACCACAUCCAAUGACAUUGUGGAGAUCUUCACGGUCCUGGGCAUUGAGGCAGUGAGGAAGGCGCUGGAGAGGGAGCUGUACCAUGUCAUCUCUUUUGAUGGUUCCUAUGUCAACUACCGCCAUCUGGCACUGCUCUGUGACACCAUGACUUGCCGUGGGCACUUGAUGGCCAUCACUCGACAUGGUGUCAACCGUCAGGACACAGGGCCCCUCAUGAAAUGCUCCUUUGAGGAGACGGUUGAUGUCUUGAUGGAAGCAGCCGCUCAUGGUGAAAGUGACCCAAUGAAGGGUGUCUCAGAGAACAUCAUGUUGGGCCAGCUUGCUCCGGCAGGCACUGGCUGCUUUGACCUCCUGUUAGAUGCAGAGAAAUGCAAAUAUGGCAUGGAAAUCCCCACCAACAUCCCUGGAUUAGGCGUCGGUGGACCUACUGGCAUGUUCUUUGGCUCUGCUCCCAGCCCCAUGGGUGGAAUGUCGCCUGCCAUGACCCCGUGGAACCAAGGUGCUACACCAGCCUAUGGAGCCUGGUCUCCUAGUGUUGGGAGUGGAAUGACUCCUGGGGCAGCUGGUUUUUCACCCAGUGCUGCCUCCGAUGCCAGCGGCUUCAGCCCUGGCUAUUCUCCAGCCUGGUCCCCCACCCCAGGUUCUCCUGGAUCUCCGGGACCUUCCAGCCCAUACAUCCCCUCACCAGGUGGUGCCAUGUCACCCAGCUAUUCCCCAACAUCUCCCGCCUACGAACCCCGCUCCCCUGGAGGGUAUACACCACAGAGCCCCAGCUACAGCCCCACAUCACCCUCCUACAGCCCAACCUCUCCUUCAUACUCUCCUACUAGCCCCAAUUACAGCCCCACCAGCCCCAGCUACAGCCCAACCUCACCCAGUUACUCUCCAACCAGCCCCAGCUAUAGCCCAACCUCACCUAGCUACAGUCCUACCAGCCCCAGCUACAGCCCCACGUCACCAAGUUACUCUCCAACCAGUCCUAGCUACAGCCCAACAUCACCCAGCUACAGCCCCACCAGCCCAAGCUACAGCCCAACGUCACCCAGCUAUAGCCCUACUAGCCCAAGCUAUAGCCCAACAUCGCCCAGUUACAGCCCCACCAGUCCCAGCUACAGUCCCACAUCGCCCAGCUACAGCCCUACCAGCCCUAGCUACAGCCCAACAAGCCCCAAUUACAGCCCAACGUCUCCAAAUUAUACCCCGACGUCUCCCAGUUACAGCCCCACCUCUCCCAGUUACAGUCCAACCUCUCCUAAUUAUACCCCAACAUCUCCAAACUACAGCCCAACUUCCCCCAGCUAUUCUCCAACCAGUCCUUCCUACAGCCCUACCUCGCCCAGCUAUUCUCCCUCCAGCCCCCGCUAUACCCCACAGUCCCCUACUUACACCCCCUCUUCUCCCAGUUACAGCCCCAGUUCACCCAGCUACAGCCCAACCAGCCCCAAGUAUACCCCCACCAGCCCAUCCUACAGCCCAAGCUCCCCAGAAUACACCCCAACAUCCCCCAAGUACAGCCCAACCAGCCCCAAGUACAGCCCGACUUCUCCCAAGUACAGCCCGACUUCGCCUACCUACAGCCCCACCACACCCAAGUACAGCCCGACCAGCCCCACCUACUCUCCCACCUCACCCGUCUACACCCCUACUUCUCCGAAGUACAGUCCGACAAGUCCCACCUACUCGCCGACAUCCCCCAAGUACAGCCCGACUUCUCCGACCUAUUCGCCAACCUCUCCGAAAGGCUCCACCUACUCGCCAACCUCCCCAGGUUACAGCCCAACCUCGCCAACUUACAGCCUCACCAGCCCAGCCAUCAGCCCAGACGACAGCGACGAAGAGAACUGAAAGCGGGGGGAGGCACCUAUCGCUGCCUUGGAGAACGGUUGGGGUGUGAUCUCUGGGUCAUGCGCUUUGUGGUUUGAGGAAAAGAUUGGAAACCGUUUAGGAGAUGGGAAAAUUUGCCUGAAAUUUCUGUCACUUUCCUGGUUGGCCCCAGCUUUGACCAAGUGGGACUGUGGGUGGGGAUCCUAUGUCACUGAGUCCCAUCUCUCCCUCCGCCUGCAUCCCCCCUUCCCCGGGUGGAAGAAGUUUUAGUCUCUGCUCUUCUUCAUGUUUUGGUAUUUUUAUCUUUUAAAAAAAACUUGUAAAUAAUCAUAUAGACUACCUAAUAAAUCUGCAAAUCAGGACCCUACAGGGUAAGCCCCUCAUGCAGUGUGAAGGGGGUCGGACGCGCAACCUUCCACCCCAGUAAAACAGAGCCAAGUUUCUGAUCUCGUAACUGUUCGGGAGGGGAGAAAAAUGACAUUUUGAAGCUAUGAUUACUUUGAGCAUCGGUUUAUCCUCUGUUGAUUUCCUAGCUUCAGGUCUAUAGUACACCUUUCCAUGUCUGUUGAGAAUUAUUUAUGUUAAAGACAUGUUAGAAGGUUUCUUGACUUAGGUGCAUUAUGUGUUCACUUUUUCUCUCUCCUUUGGUCUAAUGAGAACGAAGCUCUUUUUUAAGAGGAGCUGUUUUUAACUCUAUAAAAAAAACAACCUCUGGUCAGGAUGGCUUGGUUUUCUUCUGUCCUGCCUGCGUCGCAUGUUGAAAAGUUUGGAGUUGGCCCCUGGCCUUGUUUUCUCCGGUUCUGCUCAGGGCUGAGAGGAAGGGUGCCAGGCUACUUGUUCUGGACAUGUUGGCAAGGGAGAAGAGCGGCCAGAUCAGUUAAAAGCAAUGUCGUUUCGUUGGGUGUUUGGAAUUCUUGCUUUUUUCUCUGCACUCAAAAUUGUAACUUUCUGAAGGAAAAAAAAAUAAAAACCUUUUUUACUAA